Drosophila obscura is the source of this 2879-nucleotide messenger RNA. It is a transcript of the gene CanA-14F, whose product is annotated as serine/threonine-protein phosphatase 2B catalytic subunit 3. The transcript is spliced from 2 exons. Gene Ontology annotation, molecular function: calmodulin binding; calmodulin-dependent protein phosphatase activity. The record is from RefSeq and is a predicted model, not a curated record. Gene Ontology annotation, cellular component: cytoplasm; calcineurin complex. Gene Ontology annotation, biological process: calcineurin-mediated signaling. Bases 256 to 1998 code for a protein of 580 amino acids. Lineage: Eukaryota; Metazoa; Arthropoda; Insecta; Diptera; Drosophilidae.
ACUACAAAAUUCAAUAUGAGGCAGACAGAAGAAGCUAGAAGACAGAAAGAAGCCACUUGCUGACUGAUCAUCAUUCGGCCACCAGCCAGCCCCACAGUAAGAGCUGUAGGAGGAGCAUCCGGAACAGGAACAUAAACAGGAACACGACCAUACCCAGGAGCAGCAGCAGACGUUCGGUGUAGGAGGAGUAGCGCAUCAGCAGAUCUUGUGGCGGAGGUGGAGCGGCGGUGCGCGCCUCUGUUACCCAAAUCCAACAUGUCUUCGCCAGCGGCCCAGAGCAACAGCACCCAGUCGCAGUCGUCAGCGUCGGCCCAGCAGCAGCAACAGAAUCAAAAGGCGAACAACUCAAACAACACACACGACAACAAGAAUGCCUCGGCGACGACGGGGACGGCAGCAGCAGCAGCCGACACCGCCACAGCAGCCUCCACAGCAUCGACAGCUGGCGGCGGCAACGGAGGAGCUCCACAGAGCCCCACAAAACGGAUCACAAUAUCGACCAAGGAGCGUGUGGUCGAUAGCGUACCGUUUCCGCCAAGCCGCAAACUCACCUGCACGGACGUGUUCGAUCCGCGGACCGGAAAGCCACAGCACGAUGUACUUAAGCAGCACUUCAUACUGGAGGGGCGUAUCGAGGAGAGCGCCGCGCUGCGGAUCAUCCAGGACGGGGCCACGCUGCUGCGCCAGGAGAAGACAAUGAUUGACAUCGAGGCGCCGGUGACGGUCUGUGGAGAUAUUCAUGGACAGUUCUACGACCUGAUGAAGCUAUUUGAGAUCGGCGGUUCGCCGGCCACCACAAAGUAUCUCUUCCUGGGCGACUACGUGGACCGAGGCUACUUUAGCAUCGAGUGCGUGCUGUAUCUGUGGUCGCUGAAGAUCACCUAUCCGCAGACGCUGUUCCUGCUGCGCGGCAACCACGAGUGCCGGCACCUGACCGAGUACUUCACCUUCAAGCAGGAGUGCAAGAUCAAGUACUCGGAGCGCGUUUACGACGCGUGCAUGGACGCGUUCGACUGCCUGCCGCUGGCGGCGCUCAUGAACCAGCAGUUCCUGUGCGUGCACGGCGGCCUGUCGCCGGAGAUACACGAGCUGGAAGACAUACGGCGGCUCGACCGCUUCAAGGAGCCACCCGCAUUCGGCCCCAUGUGCGACCUGCUGUGGUCCGAUCCGCUGGAGGACUUUGGCAACGAGAAGAACUCGGACUUUUACACGCACAACUCGGUGCGCGGCUGUUCGUACUUCUACAGCUACGCCGCCUGCUGCGACUUCCUGCAGAACAACAAUCUGCUGUCGAUCAUCCGGGCGCACGAGGCGCAGGACGCCGGCUACCGCAUGUAUCGCAAGAGCCAGACCACCGGUUUCCCCUCGCUGAUCACCAUCUUCUCGGCGCCCAACUAUCUCGAUGUUUACAACAACAAGGCGGCGGUGCUGAAGUACGAGAACAACGUGAUGAACAUCCGACAGUUCAACUGCUCGCCGCACCCCUACUGGCUUCCCAACUUCAUGGACGUGUUCACCUGGUCGCUGCCCUUCGUGGGCGAGAAGGUCACCGAGAUGCUGGUGAACGUGCUGAACAUCUGCUCCGACGACGAGCUCAUGACCGAGGAGAGCGAGGAGCCGCUCUCGGACGACGAGGCAGCGGCGCGCAAGGAGGUCAUACGCAACAAGAUCCGUGCCAUUGGAAAGAUGGCGCGCGUCUUCUCCGUGCUGCGCGAGGAGUCUGAGAGUGUGCUCCAGCUGAAGGGCCUGACGCCGACGGGCGCCCUGCCCCUCGGCGCCCUCUCCGGUGGCAAGCAGUCGCUCAAGAAUGCCAUGCAGGGCUUCUCGCCCAACCACAAGAUUACCUCGUUCGCGGAGGCCAAGGGCCUCGAUGCCGUCAACGAGCGGAUGCCGCCCCGUCGCGAUGCCACACCCUCGCCGGCGGAGGAGGGCCAGAAGACACUGUCGGCGGCGGCAGCAGCAGCGGCCAAUGCAAAUGCGAAUUCAAUCACAGGAUAAUUCUAAGUCAGACAGCAGUCGGCAAAGCGAUCGGCUGGAUCAGAUGAGCGGAUUGGAGGAGCGGAGGAUUGGAUCUUGGGCUUUUUGGAAUCUUGGGGAGCGGAGGUCAGUUGAUAGUCGAAAGUUAAGUGAACAGUUGGGAGGGAGAUUGCGAAUAAAUAGGAACAAAUAUUCUCAAAAGAGCGGCUUAGUGUCAGAAAAAGAAAACAAAUACACAACGCCCCACAGACGCAGCCACACAGGCAUUCAAGACGGUUAAGGCCAGGGAUGCACGCAAGCGCAGAAUCGAAACGAGUGGAAUGGAACGCAACGGCAACUGCAACUGGAAAUAAUAAUGCAAAUUGUAAGAGAGAAGAGGAAACAAAACAAAAACACAGAGAACGCAGAAAACAAUAAGAAAAGAGGCAAUUUUUUUUGGGUUUGAAGAGAAUGGAAGAUGAUGAAACGUGAAAAAGAGAAGAAGAAAGAAAAUUCAGCACCCCAAGUGGAUGCUAAUUAUAAAUGCAGUUGAAAAGGAAAUAUAGAAUUAUUAUACAAUACAGAAAUGUAUAUACAAAUUUUGUGCAACAUUAUAUCAAAAGAGCAAAUGUAAAAGCUAAGCGAGGCUCUCUCUCUCUUCGACAGCAGCAUUGCCCCCCAAGAAAAUUAGGUAAAUUUAAAUUAUGUUUGCUAACUAAUUGUAAAACGAAUUGAAACAAACAAAAAAAAGAACCCAACAGCAGUGGCGCUCCCUUUACCCCCCCCACCCCACCCCGCUCCGAUAUUUGUUAAGUGAAACCAAAAAAAAAAACAAAAAAACAAAAAACAAAAAAGAGCAAAUGAGAAGAGAAUCUACAUCUAGAGCAUUAAUACUAAGCUGGAACUACGAGUAAUACUAAAAA